Helianthus annuus (common sunflower) is the source of this 1327-nucleotide messenger RNA. RefSeq names its product B3 domain-containing transcription factor LEC2. The transcript is spliced from 6 exons. Gene Ontology annotation, molecular function: DNA-binding transcription factor activity; DNA binding. Bases 236 to 985 code for a protein of 249 amino acids. The record is from RefSeq and is a predicted model, not a curated record. Lineage: Eukaryota; Viridiplantae; Streptophyta; Magnoliopsida; Asterales; Asteraceae.
UAACGCAAAACAUGGAAAAACACACUAGAUGCACAUGAUCGUGCAAGGCCUUUGCAAUGCUGAUAUAGUUCACCAACCAUGUGAUGCACUCGCAAUUGUAAUCAGCUUGUGCGUGUUCAUGGGUAUGUAUGUCUUCUUACUUAUUUGAGCGGAGAUCUAUACAUACUCAACGACAACCUCUAAACUCUAAACUCUAAACCGUUACAAAUCAUUGUAAACUUUUGAAGUCUGUGAAAUGAAAAACAUCAAUGACUUCGAUUUAAACGCUACUCCACCUUUCUCAGAAGAUGAAAGUGAAUAUGAUGAAAUACCUUAUUCAUAUACACAUGAUUCUUUGCUUUCACAACAAACCGGUCCAUUCUAUGGUGAGCCAUGUGAAAUAGGGAACUUUAGGUCCACCGGUCCCAUUGGAGUACAUGUAAGUGUUCAUUUGGUUCCAACACUAUCAACAAUUGAUUAUAAGGAAUAUAGAAGACAAGCGAAGAUAGCAAGAGCAAACAGAAAGCAAAUUCGAGCUGAAAAGAAAGCGAAACAAUCAUCAAGUUCUGACAAACCAAGCAAGAAAGCAUAUUCAGGAUGCAACAAAGGUAGUGAUCAAGACAACCACAUCAUUUAUACCCGAGAUAAUGUGAAGCUUCGUAUCUUGCUGCGGAAAAUGUUAACAUAUACCGACGUUGGAUUUCUAGGAAGAAUUUUGCUUCCAAAGAAGGCGGCAGAGCAAAAUCUACCGGCCCUUGCUUCUAAAGAGGGAGUUGAGGUAAUAUUAAGAGAGGUUUAUUCGAAUAAAGAGUGGAAAAUGACAUACAGGUAUUGGGCAAAUCAAAAGGGUAACAUAUAUCUUUUUGAUCAAUGUGCUGACUUCGUGAAGGAAAACUUGUUGAAUGAAGGAGAUCAUCUGGAACUAUACCAUGAUGAACAAAAAAAUCUUUAUUUUACAAUUCAGAAGAAAGAAAAGCAUGGGGCACAACCUUCCAAUUUGCAGUAGAAUUUACAUGAUGCUGGCAGAAAUUAACUGAAGAGGAAGAGUCGUGUUUGAGAAUUUACUCUCAUAAUGAGUUUUUUUUAAUAAGUUUUUAGUACUUUAUUUAAAACUAGAUUUUUCAUUGGGGGCUUAUGUUGGUGCACUUGUGUCUGUACUUUGUCUGUAUUUGGUCACGAUGUAAACGAUGUCCUUGUUAUUGUUGUAAGUUGACCAAGUCAACCAUCCUCCGGUUUGACUUGGACAACAGUUAGUUAAUUUGAUGUAAGUUGUCUGACUCGAAGGAUGAGUGAUCGAAGGAUAAUGUAGAUCCUUCGAUCACCUCGAAAGAUAUGCUUCGAUUGAUAG